Molecule: messenger RNA, 1701 nt
Organism: Cucumis melo (muskmelon)
Lineage: Eukaryota; Viridiplantae; Streptophyta; Magnoliopsida; Cucurbitales; Cucurbitaceae
Product: 30S ribosomal protein S9, mitochondrial
Exons: 4
Coding region: 315-1532 (405 amino acids)
Biological process (GO): translation
Cellular component (GO): ribosome; cytosolic small ribosomal subunit
Molecular function (GO): RNA binding; structural constituent of ribosome
Source: RefSeq, a predicted model, not a curated record
UGCUUUUAAACUCUGUCUCUCCCAUUUCGCAGAACUGUUCGUUUCGGUAAAAACCCUUCUAAAUUCUCGUCGCUCAUCACACCAGCGUUCAUGCCGCAUCUUCACAUUUCCAUAGACAACUCUGUCGCCGUCGCCGCCACUCGCCACCGUUGCUCGCCGUCGUUGCUAGUCGUUUCUCUGUCCUUUUCCGCCAUUUAGAUCUACUCGUGUUCGCUAUAGUCUCCCCUACCUCACGAAAAUCUUCUUCUCUCUCUCUCUCAAAAUACUCAGCGUUGCGGCCCGCUCUCUGCUAUCGUAGCCAUCUUAGUUUCACAAUGCUUUCUCGUUUACUUCCUAAACCUUCCCAUAUCAGAUUACUCGCCUUGAUUUCCACUAAACCACCAGCUCAAACUCCUAGUUUUCAUCUCCUUCCCCGAUUCUUCUCCACUAAUAACAAUGGAAGUAAUAACAAUAAUAACAGUGGAAGCAGAGACCAACCGACGAGCAAUAUCUGGAAAAUUUCACAGGAAAACGAUGAAAAUUUUGAUAAAUUGUUCACUCAGGAAGCUGACAACCUUGACGGCAUUGCGGAGGAAGACUCUGCUCCAAGAAACGACGAUUCAUGGGUGACAUCGAAGAGCGGGGAUCGGGAUGCGGAAGGGGAUAUUUUUGCGAGUUUGGAGAAGGAAGUUCAAGGAAAUAAAGAUGGAGAUGGUUAUGAUGGAUGGCCUAUGGAGAAAAAAUUCGACGUGUGGAGCCUGGUAGAGGAUGAAAAGAGUGAUGUCUUCAACAUUGAGGAGGGUGGAGGCAAAAUUGGUGAAUUUAGAGAUGAGCUUAAGGAAGUGGAUACUGAGAGCAUUGAGGAUGCAAGGAAGCUCGAAAAGGAGAAUGCAAUGAAGCUCGAAAGGGAGGAGCAGGAACUCACUGCCAUCCUAAAAGGUCCUGAUCGAGCAUUCGGAGAUCUUAUUGCUGCAUCAGGAAUCACGGAUGAUAUGAUAGACAGUUUGAUGGCUCUGAAAGAUUUGGAAGGGAUUGAGGGGUUGCCCCCUCUAAGUGAAAUAGAGGAUAUGCGUUAUGAGAAAAACACAAGAAAAUCCUCAAGAGCUGAAAUUGAACGCCAGAAACAAGAAGAGGUUGCAAAAGCAAGAGUGAGACAGGUAGAUGACAAAGGAAGAGCAUAUGGCACAGGUAGAAGGAAAUGCAGCAUUGCUCGUGUAUGGAUUCAACCAGGAAAUGGCAAGUUUAUAGUGAAUGAUAAAGAAUUUGAUGUCUAUUUUCCAAUGCUUGAUAGUCGGGCUGUUCUUCUUCAACCUUUCGCUGAGACCAAAACAUUAGGCCUUUGGGAUGUCUCAUGUACUGUUAAAGGAGGUGGUACAACGGGUCAAGUUGGAGCUAUUCAGCUGGGGAUCAGCAGAGCCUUGCAGAAUUGGGAACCCGAUUUCCGUCCUCCAUUGCGAGCAUGUGGUUUCUUGACCCGAGACUCACGUGUCGUAGAAAGAAAGAAGCCAGGUAAGGCGAAAGCAAGAAAGAGCUUCCAAUGGGUGAAGCGUUAGGAUAUACAUGUGUACUUGUAUGGAACUUCUACUUUAUUCUUCUUCAAUAAAUUGAUUAAAGGUUUACAAACAGAUUGGUUCUUGCAUCGUUUUUGUAAUGUAUACACAAUUUGUUUGUUCCAAAAACCCUCUUUGUUUUUAGCAGAUUAGCACUAAGCUAUUGAAUUCA